AUGCCUACUUACUCUCACGGCCUCCUUCCCUUCCCUCCCCAUCCUCCUCCUACUCGCUCUAUGCUACUUCCGAGCCAGCUAUUCGUUGUAAGCAAUCGCGACGACGCAAUUCACGAACAUCACGCUACUUCUCACCGCUCCAUCCACCCAUCCACUAAUCCAUGCAUCUACCGCCACAUCCUAUCGCAUCAUUGGGCACCUCAACUCUCGAUUGCCUGCAACAUAGGGAACGCGGCGGUGGCGGCCGGGGCCUUCAAGUCUUUUCAUUUACUUUCCCGCAAGCCCCCACCCACAUCCUCAUAUCGCUUCCAACAACCCACCACGAACCACCCACACACCUACCCAGCCACCGCACCUACCUACCUACCUACACCCGCCACUCAUCGAAACACACCACAGCUAUAA
Molecule: messenger RNA, 405 nt
Organism: Mesocestoides corti
Lineage: Eukaryota; Metazoa; Platyhelminthes; Cestoda; Cyclophyllidea; Mesocestoididae
Source: the annotation of a GenBank genome assembly